Messenger RNA from Anisakis simplex (herring worm), 975 nucleotides. The record is from the annotation of a GenBank genome assembly. Lineage: Eukaryota; Metazoa; Nematoda; Chromadorea; Rhabditida; Anisakidae.
AUGACAACUGCAGGUGAUGAAAGCGCAUUAUCACGGGAAUUGUUCAAAAAUGUGCGAGUUUAUUGUUGGAUAAUGACUUCCACGAAUAAUACUCGCAAGAAGGCUGUAAACGUUAACGCGACAUGGGCAAAUCGUUGCAACAAACACGUUUUUAUGACUGCUGCACAGGUCGAUGGUUUGCCAACAGUGGAUUUGAAUGUGACCGAAGGACGAGAGUACUUGUGGAUGAAAACCAAAGAGGCCUUCAAACAUAUUUAUAAUAAUGAACUUCACGACUACGAUUGGUUUCUAAAAGCUGACGAUGAUACGUUCGUGAUAAUGGAGAAUCUUCGAUUCAUGUUGCUGGCUUAUUCAGCAGACGAUCCGAUUUACUUUGGAUGCAAAUUCAAAGCGUUUCUAUCGCAAGGCUACAUGAGUGGUGGUGCCGGUUACGUGUUGAGUCGGGAAGCAGUGAAGCGUUUUGUGGAAGACGCACUCCCGGAUCCACGAAAAUGCAAAGCAAAAAAUACGGGUGCCGAGGACGUCGAGCUCGGCAAAUGUCUGCAGAACGUGGCUGUCAUUGCGGGUGAUUCUCGUGAUUCGCAGAAUCGUCAUCGUAUGCUACCGUUCUCUCCACAAUCACAUGUUGCAUCCAAUCAUACACAACCGAAAUGGUUCUACAAAUACAUGUAUUAUUCAUACAAACAGGGAACGGAAUGCUGCAGUGAUUAUGUUAUAUCAUUUCACUAUGUGAAUGCACCGAUGAUGUACGCACUGAAUUAUAUCAUUUACCAUGUGAGGGCAUUCGGACUGGUUAUUGGUGAUUUUUUGGACGAUCAGACGGACGACGCAGCAGCAGACCAAAUGUCCUUACUUGAACGUGCAAAGCAAAAAGCCAUUCGCUACUCGAAACCGUUACCGAAGCUCGUAACCGUUGAAGAGCCAGAGGCGGCUGAGUUGAGGUCAAUGGAGGAAAAAAUGAAGAAAAAAACAUAG